Molecule: messenger RNA, 1583 nt
Organism: Mercenaria mercenaria
Lineage: Eukaryota; Metazoa; Mollusca; Bivalvia; Venerida; Veneridae
Product: interferon-inducible GTPase 1-like
Exons: 2
Coding region: 19-573 (184 amino acids)
Cellular component (GO): membrane
Molecular function (GO): GTPase activity; GTP binding
Source: RefSeq, a predicted model, not a curated record
UCGCCCGGGACACAUGAUAUGGUGAUAAUGAUGUCACAUGGAAGAAUAUACUUUCCUUUACUGGCAAUAAGCUUGUGCUACUAUUUAUCAGAAUCUAAUGAACAUGACGAUAUCCCGCCCUAUAUUGCCGAGAAAGUAAGACAAUCAUUUCGUGACGGCGGUGUUCCUGACGUAAAGAAAAAGAUAUUUGAUAAUAUCGAUAACUGGAAAGAUAUAGAAAUAAAUAUUGGUGUAACUGGAAAUUCUGGCAAAUCAUCUUUUAUAAACGCUUUACGGGGACUUUCAAGUGACGACGAAGGAGCAGCAGAGGUUGGUGUAAUCGAAACAACGAAGACCGCUACACCUUAUCCACAUCCACAAAAUGAAAAACUAAUUCUCUGGGAUCUACCUGGUCUCGGUACACCAAUUUUCCCUCGAGGCACAUACCUUUCAGAUGUUGGUGCUGAUAGGGUUGACUAUUUUAUCAUAAUAUCUGCGGAUAGGUUUACGGAAAAUGAUUUGUGGUUGGCGGACAAUAUGAAGCAAAAGAAGAAAAUGUUUUGUUUUUUUUUGUUCGUAGUAAAAUCGAUAUAGCUAUAAUUAUGAACAACAAACGAAGUCAUAAAACACACAGUGAAACGGACGUGCUUCACAGAAUACGAGCGGACUGCAAGAAAAAAUUGGAGGACGUAAUGGGAAGUGAUAAACUAGUACCACUCUUUCUUGUUGACAACUAUGACACCAACAAAUAUGAUUUUAGUUUAUUGUCUGUCCGCCUUAUUAAUGAUGUUCCUGAAAUGAAAAGAGAAGCUCUGACCCUUUCUCUUACUCAACUUUCAGAGGAUUUGAUUUUCAAUGAAAAGUUUUGUCUGAAAGAAUCGUGUCAAUAUCACUACUUUCUGGAGUUGCUGGGAUGGUUCCCUUACCCGGUCUCGAUAUUGUUGUGGAUAUUGCUGCACUUCUUGAAGAAGCAAAAUUUUACAGAAAGCAAUUUGGUCUUGACGAAGAGUCGUUGCUGAGAUAUGCCAAAAUAUUUGGAAUGUCAGUCGAUAAAAUGACGCGCACAUUAGCUUCAGACACCAGUAAUUCAGUUUGCUACGAAAGGACUACUUGCAUACUUCGCAAGAAUAAGUAUUGCUUAGACAGCAGCAGCUCAAACAGCUUCAAUAUUGAAAUACAUCUUACCAGGAAUUGGACACUUUGCAAGUGCUGCCACUUCCUAUACCUCUGCUAAGUACUGCUUGGAACAUUCACUUAAUUUGAUGGUUGAAGACGCUUUAAAGAUCAACAAACUGGAAGUGGCUUAGUAGAUAAAAGACUCUGAUAAAUUGAUAUACUGACUGACCUGUGUUUUACGGCCUACCAGCACUGUGCAAGUAAAAUGGUGACUAAAAAUUGCGCUUACAUCGAAAUAAAGAAUACAUAAGGUAUUGAAUCAAAACUUGAUAUAUGUUGGAAUCACAAACAUACAUCAAAACCAAGUGAUAAGACCCUAUCAGUUUCAAUGGCCGAUGACACUGUUUCUAAUUAUUUUCAAAAAACACACGGGACUAAAGACUCAGCAGUAGAAGUUUUUGUUUUAAUAUAUGAUUAAGAAAUAUACG